CUGCUGCCGCCGCCGCCGCCGCCGCCGCCGCCGCCGCCGUCGCCCGAGGAGGAUCGGGGCCGGGCCGGGCCGGGCCGGGAUGGUCGGGGUCGGGAGGCCGCCGCCGCCGCGGGAGGGAGCGGGCCGCCCAGCGCCGCACUGAGCCGCCCCCGCCCCGCCCCGGCCCCGGGGGAUGCGCCGCCCCGCGCCGCUGCCUUCGCCGCCGCCGCAGCCGCCGCAGCCGCAGCCGCAGCGGACACCGAGCAGGUAGAUGGCCCCCCAAGGGCAAGCCCUGCGGACACCCCUCCCUCCGGCUGGCGGAUGCAGUGCCUAGGCUGCUCUUAAGGACGAAACCAACAUGAGUGGGGGAGGGGAGCAGGCCGACAUCCUGCCGGCCAACUACGUGGUCAAAGAUCGCUGGAAGGUGCUCAAAAAGAUCGGGGGCGGGGGCUUUGGUGAGAUCUACGAGGCCAUGGACCUGCUGACCAGGGAGAAUGUGGCCCUCAAGGUGGAAUCAGCCCAACAGCCUAAGCAGGUCCUCAAGAUGGAGGUGGCUGUGCUCAAAAAACUCCAAGGGAAGGACCACGUGUGCAGGUUCAUUGGCUGCGGCAGGAACGAGAAGUUCAACUACGUGGUGAUGCAGCUCCAGGGGCGGAACCUGGCCGACCUGCGCCGCAGCCAGCCGAGGGGCACCUUCACGCUGAGCACCACGCUGCGGCUGGGCAAGCAGAUCCUGGAGUCCAUCGAAGCCAUCCACUCCGUGGGCUUCCUGCACCGCGACAUCAAGCCGUCCAACUUUGCCAUGGGCCGGCUGCCGUCCACCUACCGGAAGUGCUACAUGUUGGACUUCGGGCUGGCCCGGCAGUACACGAACACCACGGGGGACGUCCGGCCUCCUCGGAAUGUGGCCGGGUUCCGGGGGACCGUCCGAUACGCCUCGGUCAAUGCCCACAAGAACCGGGAGAUGGGCCGCCAUGAUGACCUGUGGUCCCUCUUCUACAUGCUGGUGGAGUUUGCGGUGGGCCAGCUGCCCUGGAGGAAGAUCAAGGACAAGGAGCAGGUGGGCAUGAUCAAGGAGAAGUACGAACACCGGAUGCUGCUGAAGCACAUGCCGUCGGAAUUCCACCUCUUCCUGGACCACAUCGCCAGCCUCGACUACUUCACCAAGCCUGACUACCAGUUGAUCAUGUCGGUGUUUGAGAACAGCAUGAAGGAGCGAGGCAUUGCUGAGAAUGAGGCCUUUGACUGGGAGAAGGCAGGCACCGAUGCCCUCCUGUCCACGAGCACCUCCACCCCACCCCAGCAGAACACCCGGCAGACAGCAGCCAUGUUUGGAGUGGUCAACGUGACGCCGGUGCCCGGGGACCUGCUGCGUGAGAACACUGAGGACGUGCUGCAGGGAGAGCACCUGAGCGACCAGGAGAACGCACCGCCGGUCCUGCCCGGGAGGCCUCCGGACGGAUUGGGCCCUAGUCCCCACCUGGUCCCCCACCCCGGGGGGCCUGAGGCCGAAGUGUGGGAGGAGACAGAUGUCAACCGCAACAAACUGCGCAUCAACAUCGGCAAAACCCCCUGUGUGGAGGAAGAGCAGAGUCGAGGAGUAGGGGUCCCCAGCUCCCCGGUGCGUGCCCCCGCGGACUCCCCAACAACUCCAGUACGGUCCCUACGCUACCGGAGGGUCAACAGCCCAGAGUCGGAGAGGCUGUCUACAGCAGCUGAUGGCCGGGUAGAGCUGCACGAGAGGAGAGCACCAGCUGGGCAGGACUGGAGGGUGUCUGUGGUGGAGCUAGAAGCCAUCUGUAAACUCAAGAGCCAGCUGGUGCCUUUGCCCUGGAUGCAGCAGGAGGGAGCCCCAAAUGGCGUGUCGAGGAUGGAUCUGCCUGGCUCACCCUCACGCCAGGCCUGCUCCUCACAGCCAGCUCAGAUGUUGUCGGUGGACACAGGCCAUGUUGACAGGCAGGCGAGCGGCCGCAUGGAUGUAUCUGCCUCGGUGGAGCAGGAGGCCCUGAGCAACGCCUUCCGCUCCGUGCCGCUGGCUGAGGAGGAAGACUUUGACAGCAAGGAAUGGGUCAUCAUCGACAAGGAGACCGAGCUCAAGGACUUCCCUCCUGGGGCUGAGCCUAGCACGUCAGGCACCACGGAUGAAGAGCCUGAGGAGCUGCGGCCUUUGCCCGAGGAGGGCGAGGAAAGGAGGCGCCUGGGGACAGAGCCUGCCGUCAGGCCCCGUGGACGGGGCAUGCAGACGCUGGCAGAGGAGGACCUGCGGCAGAUGCUGCCCCAGCCGGCACCACCUCAGCUGAGCCAGGCUGAUGGCCGGUCAGAGACAUCACAGCCACCCACGCCUGGCAGCCCUUCCCACUCGCCCCUGCACUCGGGACCCCGCCCUCGACGGAGAGAGUCGGACCCCACGGGCCCUCAGAGACAGUUGGAGGAGGACAGACUCUCGGGGCACUCCCUCCCGCGGUACAGCCCCCUGCGACGACUGGCGUCCUCCGUGUUCUCCUCCUCCACGCUGGAGACGGAGCACUACCCUCACCCCGGCGGCGGCGGCUCCUCGGGCUCCUCCGGCUCCCUCAUUCAGCGCAGCCGCUCGGCCGAGAGCAGCCCGGUGCGCGCGCCCCACCGGCGCCACGCGCCCCUGGCCGCCGGCAACCACAGACUCGUGCCCUCGGUGCUCCGCAUCUCGCGGUCCCAGCUGCAGCAGGUGUUCUCUGUGGCGCCCUCGUUUGAGGUGAAUGGCCUUCCGAGAGCUGUGCCUCUGGGCUUGCCCUACCAGGACUUCAAGAGAGACCUCUCCGACUACCGAGAACGGGCCCGGCUGCUCAACAGGGUCCGGAGGGUGGGCUUCUCCCACAUGCUGCUCACCAGCUCGCAGGCGCCGCUGGCUCCCUUUCAGCCUCAGGCCAACGGGAAGGAGGGAGAAGAGGAGGAGGAGGAGGAAGAAGAAGAAGAGGAGGAGGGGGAGGAAGAAGAGGAGGAAGAAGAAGAAGAAGAAGAAGAUGAGGAGGAGGAGGAGGCAGGGGCCCUUGGGGAGGUGCUGGGGCCUCGAAGUGGCUCCAGCAGCGAGGGGAGCGAGAGGAGCACUGAGCGCAGCCAGGAGGGCGCCCCGUCCACACUGCUAGCUGAUGAUCAGAAAGAGGCCAGGGGCCGGGCCUCCAUGGCUGAUGGGGACCUAGAGCCUGAGGAGGGCUCCAAAACGCUGGUGCUCGUCUCUCCUGGUGACAUGAAGAAGUCGCCAGUCACUGCCGAACUGGCCCCUGACCCUGAUCUGGGCACCUUGGCUGCACUUACCCCGCAGCACGAGCGGCCCCAGCCUACUGGAAGCCAGCUGGAUGUAUCAGAGCCGGGCACACUGUCCUCCAUCCUCAAGUCAGAACCCAAGCCCUCAGGACCUGGAGCAGGGCCUGGGGUUGGGCUGGUGGCCCCUGGGGCCGGGGUCAUAGCUGUCACCUCCUCACCCUUCACCAAAGUCGAGAGGACCUUUGUUCACAUUGCAGAGAAAUCCCACCUCAAUGUCAUGUCUUCCGGAGGACAGGCCUCCAGGCCAGAGGAGCUGAGUGCUGGGGGCGAGCUGGGCCUGGAGAUGCUUUCUGAGGGAGGCAUCGCAGAGCAGGGGCCCCCAGUGCCUCUGGAGAAUGGCGUGGCUUUGUCAGGGCUGGACGGGACUGAAACGGAAAGUUGCGCCCUGUCAGGCCCUCCCGGGGAAACACCCUCAGAUGUGGUCACAGACUUAUUACCCCAUGGCCCAGCCCUUGCUGAUGGGCCAGUCCCCGCAUCCCCACUGGAGCCCAUCGCCAAGAAAGGGACCACCAUCUCUCCCAGCCGCCAUGCCCUCCCGGGUUCUCGCCCCAGGAGCCGGAUUCCUGUCUUGUUGUCUGAAGAGGAUACAGGCUCAGAGCCUUCGGGCUCGCUGUCGGCCAAAGAGCGGUGGAGCAAGAGGGCGAGGCCACAGCAGGACCUGGCUCGGCUUGUGAUGGAGAAGAGGCAGGGGCGCCUGCUGCUGCGGCUGGCCUCAGGGGCCUCGUCCUCUUCCAGCGAGGAGCAGCGCCGGGCCUCGGAGACACUCUCAGGCACAGGCUCUGAGGAGGACGCACCUGCCUCCGAGCCCACGGCAGCCUUGCCCAGGCGGGCCUUGACCACCCGGAGCCGGAUUCCCCGCCCCAUCAGUGUGUCCACAUCUACAGAGAGCCAGCAGCUUCCCGGCAGACCUCAAGGUGCGGCCUCGUCUGACACGGCCAUCACCAGCAGGCUCCAGCUGCAGAAGCCCUCAGGGUCGGCCACUGCUGUUGACCUCCGUCCCAAAAAGUCCACCAGCCGGGGUCCAGGCCGCGCCCAAGUCUCCAGGCCUGCAGCGCCGCCCCGCAGCUCCGGCCUCCCCGCCUCCACCGCGCGCCACCCCGGCGGGUCCUCGCGGAGCCAGUCCCUGUCCCGCAAAGAGAGCUCCUCCCCCUCGCAUCAAGCCCGGACCGGUGUCCUCCCACCCCGGGGGGUCCUCCAAGCUAGAUCUCAGCCCGAGGUCUCCCCGGGGGGCCCCAAGAAAGGACCCAAAGGGAAACAACUGCAGACUCAGCGCGCAGCAGCCAAAGGCCGGGCGGCGGUCUCAGAGGGCCGGCUCGGGACCAGAUAAUGGCACCCGCCCGCGGCUCUCUGCGGCACCCCCUACCCUCGCCCCGGUCCCCACCCGCAGCCGGCCACACUGGAACAGCUCCCAGCACAGCCUUACGCGCCCGCGCGCCACCGCGGCCCUCGCUUCCCGCCUGCACUCACCAGGACGCACGAGAGCACACGUUGUGCCCAGCAGCCAAGCCAGCCCACUGACCCAGGAGGGUGCGUGUCUCCGGUCCUCUCUCGGCGUCCUCCCUCCGUCCUGCCGCCCCUCUGCAGGGACGGGCUCACAGCACAUCCUUUGCCCCGGGAAGGCUCAGCCACUUACACCACCGCCACCGAAGACUCCGCUUCCGGAGCCAGUCCCCCUUCACGCACCAGAUCUUGCCUGAUCUCUAGCCCCUCCCACCCAAGGGGCUUACAUUUGCUUAACACCUCGAGCGGCCCACCUUGUCCUCAUCCCUGUCUUCUUGCAGCCAACCCCCCAAACCUACCCAACAGGAGAAAACAGCCUCAAAUUCCAGAUUUGUGCAGGCUCUGGCCUGCCCAGUCUCCUAGGAGCCAUGGUGGCAAUAGAAGGCCAAGCUGGGAUCGGGGAAGUGGGACCCAGGGAUCAUUGGUCUAUUUAGGCUGAAGGGAUAUCUCUGGCCUUGGUAAAGUCAGCUCUAUGAGGUACAGAGAAUGGGAUUCUUUGCUCCCUGUGUCUCUGGGGAACAGAAAUCCCUUUCCUGAACAGGAAUGAGCUGGGCCUCUGGAAGCUAGGCCUUCCUGGGCAAGUGUUCCGUAGAGGGAAUUUGGGCUGGGGCUUUAAAAUGGCUACUCACUUCUCUGGUCCUCUGGCCUAGUACUCAGGACCCGUUACCAUCAGGAAUUCCUUCCUGCUCUCUAACCUCAAUCCUGCAUACUGCAGUUCCAGCCAGCUCUCCUCUCUCUGCGAGUUCCUCACAGGUGGGGAGAGGCUGGGUAUCACCUUCCUGUGUGUUGCUCAUUUGGGGGUUCAGGGACUCUGCCCUGGCCCUUGUCAUCCUUCCUUGCCAUCUCUGCUGUGGGAAGAGGCUGGCUCAGGCACCCUCCCAACCCCAAGUGGGCAGAGGAAGCAGGAUGAGGCAGGCUGGGCUCCCUGAGGCGGAAGGCCCUUCUCACUUUAGGUUGUACAUGAUGCCAGCUGGUGCCCUCCCUCACCCCACCCCAAGUCACCCUGGGCCCCUCUUGCUCUGACACAGCCCACACAUGCUGAGCUGCUCUGUGCCUGGCACAGGGCCUCUUCCUCCUCGUUCUCUUCCUCCUCUGGAGUUCUGGCUUCUGCAUAGCUCGCCCACCUCAUCAGGAGCCUCAGCUGCUAACAUCUAGGGCAAGCAGCAACCUGGCUACAGAAGGGGCAGGCACUUCCCACAGGCCUCCUAGAAAGCACUGGCAGCCUCCAUCCCCUCUUCUGGCCCCUGUCCCCUCCCCUGAGCCACAGAGAGCAAACUGAGACCUUCAGAUGAAGGAAGGCCUCUUGUGCCAGCGGUCCCGCCAAAACUACACCCAUGAUGACUGGCCGGGAGCGGCUCAGUGCCAGCUAAACUCCUCAUGGAGAGCCAGCAGGUCUGGGCAGUUGCUUCCAUGCCAAGAAGGCAGCUCUACAGACCAGCCAGGGGAGGACGCCAGGGUGGAUAGCCUUUGAGGUCUGUCCCACUUGGACCCAAACGCUCCCAGAACACUCAGGAAACCUCUCUGGAUUCAGUUAUCUUUGUCACCCCCAAGGCCCUCAAGUCACCCCCCUAGCCUAGCAGACGGGUGGAGGGUUCACUUCCUCCCGCCUGGAGCUUUUAUGAAUGACAAUCAGCUCAUGCCAGGUGGGGACCAGGGUGUGACCCCAGUGCCUGGGGCCCUGGGUCUGCUCCUUGCCACCAACCGAACUGUGAAUGUAGGCCUUCUUGGUCUCACUUCCGCCGUAAGGACCAACACCACCCUAGUUUGGAGAUGGGAGGAAGGGGAGGCCUGAGAAAGCCCCAGGCUCAACCCAACCCCCAGCUCCCCCCCCCCCCCCCCAGUGCUUGAGCUGCUACAGAUGCAAAACCUAAUCGACUCUUGGGAUUCCAGACCUCCACAGGGCUCCAACUGACCUCAGGCCUCUGAGUCAAUAGCAUCAUCAGGCUAGGAGGAAUUAGGGACAGAGGACCAGUAGAGGUGGGUGCUGAGGGGAAGGAAGCAGGGCAUCGGGAGCCACACCUCCCCAUGCCCCCACCCCCACCCCGGAGCUGCAGCCUUUCCCCAAGACUCAUCCCCUGCGCUAGGCCCCUGAGGUUCCUCUUCCAGAAGCACCAUCACCCCUCAUGUCCCCAUCCUGACUGCCCUUGUCACUGGCUCAGAAGUGGGGCGUGCUCACCUUAAUGCGCCUUCCCCCUCGCCAGCAGUACCAUGUGCAGAGGGGCGCAGGAGAAGGGCCCUGCCCCAGCCACAUGGCCCUCUGGCUUCCCAGCUCUGCCCCAGGGGCCUGGCUUGCCCAGUCUUGUGAGCCCCUUGGGCAGGCGUUUCUGGGACAGGGAGUUGCCCUUGCCCUCCUUGGGAAGCAGCAGAAGAAUGUUUACAUGCCAAACAGAAUGUAACAACCCUUGCCCACCCCAUCCCAGUCACUGCAUGGCCUCUGCCCACCCUGCGGCCCGCCCACUCCCGUGACACCAACACCUUGCAAGACGCUGUCACAACUAGAUGGGGUCUCAGAAGGGAAGUGGCCAUCACACCAUUAAAAAGCCUGUGGACCUUUCUGUUGGCCUGGACUCUUUUUCCCUCUAGGGAGGGCAGGGCAAAAACCCGGCCCCUGAGGGUGGGGGUGGGCAGGAGAGAAGCUACAGGAGGGUGCCAAGUGGGCACAGAGGAAGAGCAGGAAGCUCUGGUCUGGUUUAGUUAAUUUGUUCAGCGUCUCACACAAGGAAAGGUUGUCCUAGCAAAGCUUGUUCCGGGCUCCUUGGUUGUCUUUGCUGACAGCUGUGGACUCUGUUUGGCCUGGCGCACAGGGAAAGAAAGAAGCAAAACUAUCAUUGCCCUAAAGGAAGCAGAAAGAAGCAGAAAGCGUAGCAGCUCAGGGGCAAAGCCAUCAUAAAAGCCACCCCGGCCUGUAGCCCAGGCCUCCGCACUCCCACAAGUGUGUCCUGUGGCCACACUUGUGAGUCAGAAGCGGAGUCUGGUCUACAAAUCUGAAACACAAGAAGUUCUGAAAACAGAGUUUUCUCCUUAGAUGGGUAUGCGCUCAUUUGGUAUCAAAAUCCAAAGGGAAAGCCAGGCUCUGAGGUCUCAUGCCUGUAAGCCUAGUAGCGGAAGGACCUAAAGCAGGGGGAUUUUUGAGAGUUCAAGGCCAGCCUAGGCUAAAUGUUCAACUGUCUCAAAAAAGAAAAAUAAAAGCCAUGGCAAACUGUUUAUAUUUAUUAAUUUCACUUAUACAUAUUUUCAGUAGAAUGAAAAAAUUUUGAGACAAGUUCUUUCCAGGUAGCCCAGGCUUGGUUCCAAUGUGUCAUCCUCCUGCCUCAAA
This is a messenger RNA of Meriones unguiculatus (Mongolian gerbil), 8095 nucleotides long. RefSeq names its product tau tubulin kinase 1 (gene Ttbk1). The record is from RefSeq and is a predicted model, not a curated record. Bases 338 to 4606 code for a protein of 1422 amino acids. The transcript is spliced from 17 exons. Gene Ontology annotation, biological process: peptidyl-tyrosine phosphorylation; signal transduction; peptidyl-serine phosphorylation. Lineage: Eukaryota; Metazoa; Chordata; Mammalia; Rodentia; Muridae. Gene Ontology annotation, cellular component: nucleus; cytoplasm. Gene Ontology annotation, molecular function: protein serine/threonine kinase activity; ATP binding.